Messenger RNA from Choloepus didactylus (southern two-toed sloth), 1507 nucleotides. It is a transcript of the gene PRODH2, whose product is annotated as proline dehydrogenase 2. Gene Ontology annotation, molecular function: proline dehydrogenase activity; FAD binding. NCBI's taxonomy places the organism in Eukaryota, Metazoa, Chordata, Mammalia, Pilosa, Megalonychidae. The record is from RefSeq and is a predicted model, not a curated record. The transcript has 10 exons. Gene Ontology annotation, cellular component: mitochondrion. The coding region runs from base 77 to 1447 and encodes 456 amino acids.
UGGCUCGGCAAGGUGCAGGCUGUGAACCUGCUGCCUCUGGAGUCCCUUCGCCAGCUGCGGAAGCACCGAGGGCUUCAUGAUGCUCCAGACCUGCCGAGUGCUGAGUUCCCGGGCUGGCCCCUCCGCCGGGGGCUGGCAGCCGCUGAGCUUUGAUGGUGGGGCCUUCCACCUGAAGGGCACCGGAGAGCUGACACGGGCUUUGCUGGUGCUGCGGCUGUGUGCCUGGCCCCCGCUGGUCACCCAUGGGCUGGCGCUCCAGGCCUGGUCUCAGCGACUGCUGGGCUCCCGGAUCUCAGGUGCGCUUCUCCGAGCCUCCAUCUAUGGGCAGUUUGUGGCUGGCGAGACGGCAGAGGAGGUGAGGGGCUGCGUUCAGCAGCUCCAGACUCUGGGUCUCCGGCCCCUGCUGGCAGUGCCCACUGAGGAGGAACCGGAUUCAGCUGCCAAGACUGGUGAGGCCUGGUACGAGGGGAACCUCCACGCCAUGCUGCGGUGUGUAGACCUGUCACGGGGCCUCCUGGAGACCCCUGGCCCGGCUGGGAAGACCCUCAUGCAGCUGAAGGUGACGGCGCUGACCAGCACUCGGCUCUGUAAGGCACUAACCUCCUGGGUCAGGGAGCCUGGGGCCUCCUUCGAGCUGAGCCCUGAGAGGCUGGCAGAAGCCAUGGACUCUGGGCAGGACCUCCGGCUCUCCUGCCUCAGUGCUGAGCAGAACCGGCAUCUCCGGGCCUCUCUGAGCCGCUUGCACCGGGUGGUACAGCAUGCCCGGGCCCAGGACGUGAGGCUCCUGGUGGACGCCGAGUACACCUCGCUGAACCCUGCGCUCUCUCUGCUGGUGGCCGGCCUGGCCGUGCGCUGGAACUGCCCCAGCGAGGGUGGGCCCUGGGUGUGGAACACGUACCAGGCCUACCUGAAGGACACACACGAGCGCCUGCAGCGGGACACCAAGGCCGCAGACCGGGCCGGCCUGGCCUUUGGAGUCAAGCUGGUCCGAGGGGCCUAUCUGGACAAGGAGAGAGAGGUUGCCCGGCUCCAGGGCACUGAGGACCCCACUCAGCCUGACUAUGAGGCCACCAGUCGGAGUUACAGCCGCUGUUUGGAGCUCAUGCUGACCCACGUGUCCCGCCGGGGCCCCUGGUGCCAGCUCAUGGUGGCUUCCCACAAUGAGGAAUCCGUUCGCCAGGCAACCAAGCGCAUGUGGGAACUGGGCAUUCCUCCGGAUGGACCCGUCUGCUUUGGACAACUUCUAGGGAUGUGUGACCACGUCUCCCUGGCACUGGGGCAGGCUGGCUAUGCAGUGUAUAAGUCCAUCCCCUAUGGCUCCCUGGAGGAGGUGAUCCCCUACCUGAUCCGGAGGGCCCAGGAGAACCGGAGUGUGCUGCAGGGCGCCCACCGGGAACAGGAGCUGCUCGGCCAAGAACUGCGGCGGAGGCUGCUAGGGGGGCGCUAAGGGGACCCCCUCUGCAACCCCAGGGCCACGUGGUCAAUAAAAGUCCCCAGCUACCGCCCA